Molecule: messenger RNA, 312 nt
Organism: Prunus armeniaca (apricot)
Lineage: Eukaryota; Viridiplantae; Streptophyta; Magnoliopsida; Rosales; Rosaceae
Source: the annotation of a GenBank genome assembly
AUGAAACCACCCCCUUCGGUUAAUAAUCCAGGCCUCUCUCCCCCCCGUUAUGUUGUGGAGAGGUUUUCCCUCCCAACUUUUGUUGGGUUUUGUCUGCUCCUUGCUGUUGCAAGGAUUUGCUACUUGUGUGGUAGAUCUAGUGUCGAUAUUUCUGUUUUGGAGAUGGAGCUGCUGAUUUUGGUGGAUCUACUUUGUUGUGCUUGCAGAUCAAGGGGGAUUAGGAGAUGCUGUGAUAUUCUUUGGAAUAUCCUGGUGGAAGUUGAGCAGUAUUGCCCUCCAUCCUUGGGGUACUUCCUAUCCCAUGAAGUAUGA